AUGUUUUAUGCGGUCAUCUGGAUUUUCUGCGCCACUUUAUUGGCAAUCUUGUUUGGAGGAGUACGUAAACCGAAGCGAUUUCCGCCAGGACCUCGUUGGUAUCCCAUAGUGGGCAGUGCCCUUCAGGUUUCCCAACUGCGAUGCCGCCUUGGGAUGUUCUGCAAAGUGAUUGAUGUGUUCGCCAAGCAAUAUGUGAAUCCUUAUGGCUUCUUUGGCCUCAAAAUUGGCAAGGAUAAGGUGGUAAUUGCCUAUACCAAUGAUGCGAUCAGUGAGAUGAUGACCAACGAGGAUAUUGAUGGCCGACCCGAUGGCAUAUUCUAUCGCCUAAGGACCUUCAACAACCGAUUGGGAGUUCUUUUAACCGAUGGGGAAAUGUGGGUGGAGCAGCGUAGAUUCAUCCUAAGACACCUAAAGAACUUCGGUUUUGCCAGAAGUGGAAUGAUGGAUAUCGUUCAUAAUGAAGCCACCUGUUUGCUGCAGGACCUCAAGGACCAAGUGGCCAAGUCCGGAGGAAAGCAGGCGCGGAUCGAGAUGCACGAUCUGACGAGUGUUUAUGUUUUGAAUACCCUCUGGUGCAUGUUAAGUGGUCGAAGAUAUGAACCUGGUUCUCCGGAGAUCACGGAGCUGCUGGAGACCUUCUUCGAGCUCUUCAAAAACAUUGAUAUGGUGGGUGCUCUGUUCAGUCACUUUCCUCUACUUCGCUUCAUUGCCCCGGAUUAUUCCGGAUACAAUGGUUUUGUGGAGAGCCAUCGAUCCUUGUAUUCCUUUAUGAGCAAGGAAAUCGAGCUGCAUCGCUUGACCUACAAGAACUACGACGAGCCCAGGGAUCUGAUGGAUUCGUAUCUUCGUGCCCAGGAGGAGGGCAAUGAUGAGAAGGGCAUGUUCAGUGAUGAGAGCCUGUUGGCCAUUUGCCUGGACAUGUUCUUGGCCGGAUCCGAGACGACCAACAAAAGUCUGGGCUUCUGCUUCAUGCACUUGGUGCUGCAACCGGAAAUCCAGGAGCGGGCCUUCCGGGAAAUCAAGGAGGUGGUGGGUCUGGAGCGCAUUCCCGAGUGGUCCAGGGAUCGUGCCAAGCUGCCCUAUUGCGAAGCCAUCACCUUGGAGGCGGUCAGGAUGUUUAUGCUCCACACUUUCGGAAUUCCCCAUCGAGCGGUCUGCGAUACUCGUUUGUCGGGAUACGAAAUUCCCAAGGAUACGAUGGUUAUUGCCUGCUUCAGGGGAAUGCUCAUCAACCCGGUGGACUUUCCCGAUCCGGAGGCCUUCGAUCCCGAGAGAUUCCUCUUCGACGGUCACCUAAAACUGCCGGAGGCUUUCAAUCCCUUUGGCUUUGGACGCCAUCGCUGCAUGGGGGAUUUGUUGGGAAGGCAGAAUCUCUUCAUGUUCAUGACCACAGUGCUGCAGAACUUUAAAAUGGUAGCUAUUCCUGGCCAGGUUCCAGAGGAGGUACCCCUCGAAGGAGCUACUGCUGCGGUCAAGCCUUACGACAUUAUGUUAGUGACUAGAGAGCAUUAA
Molecule: messenger RNA, 1512 nt
Organism: Drosophila ficusphila
Lineage: Eukaryota; Metazoa; Arthropoda; Insecta; Diptera; Drosophilidae
Gene: Cyp303a1
Product: probable cytochrome P450 303a1
Exons: 1
Coding region: 1-1512 (503 amino acids)
Molecular function (GO): monooxygenase activity; oxidoreductase activity, acting on paired donors, with incorporation or reduction of molecular oxygen; heme binding
Source: RefSeq, a predicted model, not a curated record